AUGGCUCCUGUGUUGAAAAAUCCAAACCUCUUCCAGCCUAAACCGUUCAUCAACGGUGACUGGUACGAGUCCAAAUCCACAAAGACUUUCAAGGUGUAUGACCCAGCAACUGAAGAAGUCAUCAUUGAAUUGCCUGACCAAACUCCAGAGGAAAUUGAUGAAGCCAUCCAGAUUACAAAGGAUGCGUUCGAUUCUUACAGAAAGACCAAUCCCGUUGACCGUUCGCGCUGGUUGCGUAACUUGUACAAUCUCAUGCUUGAGAACCUUGAUGAUUUGGCUGCCAUUAUCACUUGGGAAAAUGGAAAAUGCUUGACCGAUGCAAUCGGCGAGGUCAAAUACGCUGCUUCAUACUUUGAAUGGUUUUCUGAGGAGGCCAAGCGUAACUACGGUCACACCAUCCAGCCUGCCAACUACAACAACAAAAUCAUCACCUACAAGCAGCCAGUGGGCCCUGUGGGUCUCUUGUGUCCUUUCAACUUCCCAUCUGCCAUGGGUGCCAGAAAGGCUGCUCCUGCCUUUGCUGUGGGAUGUACAUGUAUCUUGAAACCAGAUGGUCAGACCCCAUUGUCAUCUUUGGCAAUGGCCAACUUGGCAUCUCAGGCUGGAUUCCCUAAGGGUGUGUUCAACGUGGUUUUGGUUUCUGUGGAGUCCACGCCUGCUUGUGGCUUGAAGUUCUGUGAGUCUCCAUUGAUCAAGAAAAUCUCCUUCACUGGCUCUACCCCAGUGGGUAAGUUGUUGAUGAAGCAAUCGUCAUCUACUCUUAAAAAGUUGUCGAUGGAAUUGGGUGGAAAUGCUCCUGUGAUCGUUUUCGAUGACGCAAGACUUGAUCUAGCCGUUGAUCAAGCCAUUGCCUCCAAAUUCCGUUCUUUGGGCCAGACCUGUGUGUGUGCCAACAGACUCUAUGUCCAAGAAGGCAUUUACGACAAAUUCGUGGAGAAAUUCGCUGACAAAGUUCGCCACUUCAAGAUUGGCAAUGGAUUUGAAGAAGGUGUCACUCACGGUUGCUUGAUUAACACCAGAGCCAUGGACAAGGUUGAGGAGCACGUCAAGGAUGCACUUUCUAAGGGUGCCAAAGUUGUUGUCAAGGGAGGUACACUCCCUGAGUUGGGUAAGCACUUCUAUGCUCCAUACGUGUUGAGCGAUAUUACUCAUGAAAUGAAGGUGAUCCACGAGGAGACUUUUGGACCAUUAGCUGCCAUUGUCAAGUUCAAGACUAAGGACGAGGUAAUCAAAGACUGUAAUGAUUCUCCUUAUGGUUUAGCUGCUUACGUAUUUUCCGAAAACUUGAACACUGUCUAUACUGUGUCAGAAUCAUUGGAAACCGGUAUGGUGAGUGUGAAUACGGGACUUUUCACCGAUGCUGCCUUGCCAUUUGGAGGUAUCAAAGAGUCUGGUUUCGGCCGUGAGGGUUCUUUGUACGGAUUAGACGACUACACUGUGGUAAAGUCUAUUGCCUUGGGAAAUGUCUACGACUAG
Molecule: messenger RNA, 1476 nt
Organism: Sungouiella intermedia
Lineage: Eukaryota; Fungi; Ascomycota; Pichiomycetes; Serinales; Metschnikowiaceae
Source: the annotation of a GenBank genome assembly